AUGCCUAUUUGCGUGGAGUUCCAUUGUUACAAGGUUGAGAUUUUGCUAACAUGGAAGUAUUGUUCUUCUUCAGUGAGAAGAAAACUGCAGGUCCUUGAACAGGAGCGUGUCAAUGCAUUAUUAGAUGAACGAGAAAGGGCCCAUGCUGAUGUGGACAAACUAAGGAAAGAACAUGAAUUACGGAGCAAAGAAGUUAGUAAGCAAGUAGCCCGAACAGAACGUGAGAAACAAAGAUUAGAUAAGGAGAAAAGAAAGAUUGACAUGGGAAAGAGUUCUCUGAAUAUGGCCUCCAUAGAGCAGAAAAAAGGCGAUGAGGAUCUCUUAAGGCUGAUUGAAGAGCAAAGGGUAAUUUACAAUUUUGCCUAAAGUUACCCGUUUGAUGAGACCCCAU
Molecule: messenger RNA, 391 nt
Organism: Helianthus annuus (common sunflower)
Lineage: Eukaryota; Viridiplantae; Streptophyta; Magnoliopsida; Asterales; Asteraceae
Product: factor of DNA methylation 5-like
Exons: 2
Coding region: 1-366 (121 amino acids)
Source: RefSeq, a predicted model, not a curated record